This is a messenger RNA of Pangasianodon hypophthalmus (striped catfish), 1852 nucleotides long. RefSeq names its product PH and SEC7 domain-containing protein 2-like. Gene Ontology annotation, molecular function: guanyl-nucleotide exchange factor activity. Gene Ontology annotation, biological process: regulation of ARF protein signal transduction. The record is from RefSeq and is a predicted model, not a curated record. Lineage: Eukaryota; Metazoa; Chordata; Actinopteri; Siluriformes; Pangasiidae. Bases 185 to 1852 code for a protein of 555 amino acids. The transcript has a single exon.
CGCUCGAGCACCCCGCUAUGACGUCAUCGAAUGGUUCGAUUCGGGGCGGUGCCAUGGGACUGUGACGUGGUCAUGACGUCACAAAGGGAGGAUUAUAUUAAAGAGGCUACACACAGCACGAGCUUUCUUUCUUAUUACAGCUGAUUUCUUACUACAGUCUCACUGCAGAACGACGGACUAAACGAUGGAGAAGUUUUAUUAUUUUCUGCCAUCAGUGCUUAAAAACUGGCUAACAAAGCCAGACAGUGAUGAAGAGGAAGAAGUUGCGUCUGGAGCAACAGAAGAGGAAGAAGUUGUGGUUGGACCAACGGAACAGAAAGAGGAAGAAGUUGCGUCCAGAGCAACGGAAGAGGAAGUAGUGGCGUCCAGAGCAACGGAAGAGGAAGAAGAAGAAGUUGUGUCCGGAGCAACGAAAGAGGAAGAGGAAGAAGUUGUGUCCGGAACAACAGAAGAGGAAAAUGUUGUGUCCAGAGCAACGGAUCAGGAAGAAAUUGUGUCCGGAGCAACGGAUCAGGAAGAAAUUGUGGCCGGAGCAACGGAUCAGGAAGAAAUUGUGGCCGGAGCAACGGAGCAAGAAAAAGCUGUGGUCCAAAUAACAAAACAGGUAGAAGUUGUGAGAGACUUCCAAGAGAACAUCUCUGAUAAAAUCCAGCUAGUGAACCUCUUUUGGAAACAGAGAAAAACUCGUUUGAAAGGGCAGCUCCUUGCCAGGAAGCUCUACCACCAGGAGGAGUUCAGAUGUCCGGAGAUAAUCCGGCAGCUGAGUGAGGAUCUGGAAUUAGCCGAGGUAACAGUGAAGGCGUACGUGACGUACUUUAAGUUUGGGUUGAUGUCUCUGACCGAGGCUCUCCGAUCAUUCCUCAAAGUGCUUUGGCCAGAGGAUGAACUUGAGAUUCAGCAUCUACUUAUAACACACUUCUCUCGUCGGUACGUUACGUAUACUGGACGUCCGCUCAGCUUCCAGCCUGCAGUGUACAACCUGAGCUGGGCCAUGAUCAUACUGAAUGCUGAUCUUAAUGGUGGUCACAAAGGGAGGAAAAUGACUUGUGAAGAAUUUAUAGCCAACCUGAAUAGUGUGAUUAGCGACUUUCAGUAUCCUCUGAAACUCCUGAAGAAAACAUACAAGUUGAUCAAAAUGAAGCCGCUGAAAGCUUUCAGAGUAAAAACUAGAUCUCAGGCCACAGACAAAAGGGAAACAUCGAUACCAGAGGAUUCUGGCUGUAGCUCAUCAUUUGGGACUGACAACAACCCUACCACUACUGUCCACAAAACAGGAAAUCUCAUCUGCAAAAGAGUUACAGAUGAGAAUGGGAGAAAAAACAGAAAGUGCCAGAGAGCAUGGAAGCCGUUUACUGCAGUUCUAAAAGGCAUGGUUCUGCAUUUACAAAAAGACACAUCUGACUUGUGCGAGGCAGACAGCAAGAAUGCCAUUAGACUGCAUCAUGCCAUGGCAUACCCUGUAGAUUACAAAAAGAGGCCCCAUGUGCUGUGCCUCAAGACCGCAGACUCCAGACUCUUCUACUUCCAGGCUGAGAGUGAAGUAGAGCAGACAUCAUGGGUUGCGAUCAUUAACCGCAUCGCUGCCCGUUACUCUGCUCCUCCACUCACUUCUGCUUCACACAACAUGGAGGCACAUCACCCUCAGGUCCUACCUUCAUUCCCCACCACUCUGUCUCUAGAGCAGCAGCUCGAGUACCACAAGGACCAGUUACAGAGGGUUUCAGAACAUAUAGGUUACUAUCUGACAUUGCCUCUUUGGGAUGGUACUUUACCUUUAGAUUAUAUGAAGCAGGAGGUGAAGCGCUACACAACGUAUGUGAGAGCGUUACAGGAGCUUGUGUGCAGAAGAUGA